Ilex paraguariensis (yerba mate) is the source of this 1380-nucleotide messenger RNA. NCBI's taxonomy places the organism in Eukaryota, Viridiplantae, Streptophyta, Magnoliopsida, Aquifoliales, Aquifoliaceae. The record is from the annotation of a GenBank genome assembly.
AUGGCAACUAGGAAAUGCGGCAAAUCGAAGAAGGCAAUUGAAGAAUCUCAGAGAACAAGCCAAAUGGAUUGGGAGAGAGAUCAUGGCAAGGACUUACAUAUCAACUUGGAAAGGCAACAAUGGAAGCCAGUUUUUGAUGAAGCUUCCUUGUCAAAUAGGCCUCUCAAGAAGAUUAAGAGUCCUGAACGCCAAGACUCAUUUCAAUCCUCUGUUUCUUUCUCUCUCCAAACACCUCCUUCUCUCUCUCUUCCCUCUUCUGUUCCUUACAGUUCUAACAUACCUCUACCUUUCACUCCUCCAUCUUCAUCGACCUCGUCUUCUUCAAGGCAUGUUUUUCCUUUUGCCUUUGACGGGUCUCAACCAUCCAUGGAAAAUUUACACCAAUUCGGAACAAACACAAUUCCUCUGUUUCCUCCACCACAGCAAAGUCAGCAACAACCUAUAAUAUCUUUUGCACCCCACCACCAAAACCACCAACACGGUGGUUUCGCGGGACCACCGUACUUUGCCGGCCACUUGGCACCGUCGCAGCAUCAACAGCAACAACUAUUUCAGUACUGGAGCUAUGCAUUGAAUUUAAGUCCAACAGAAAGGAUGAUGAUGAUGAACAGGUUGGGACAGGACAGUAGAGGGUGGUUGAGGCCUCCAGCGACGCCUGUCUCCGCCACGAAGCUCUACCGAGGAGUGAGGCAAAGGCAUUGGGGAAAAUGGGUGGCUGAGAUUCGUCUUCCUCGAAACCGGACCCGCCUCUGGCUCGGCACUUUUGACACUGCCGAGGAUGCUGCAUUAGCAUAUGAUCGCGAGGCCUUUAAGUUGAGAGGAGAGAAUGCUCGCCUCAAUUUCCCUGAACUCUUCCUCGGUAAAGACACCGCAGCUUCCACAGCACCUGGUUCAUCGUCGUCAUCUCCGAUUACGUCCCAUAAAAGUUUGGUAUCAAAACAGUCUGAAAGAAGUUUAAAAGGGCUUAAAUUGGAGGUAUCCAAUGGGGUUUUGCCACCACCAUUGGAGUCACAAGCUCAAGGUGAAAACCCUGAAGACGAUUCGGGAUUGGGUUCAAGUGAAGUUACGGUUGGUGAUGAAGUUCAAGGGAAUUUGGAGAGUUGUGGUGUAAUGGAAGGUGUAUCAGAGUCAUCAGAAUUGGUUUGGGGUGGGAUGGGUGAGGCUUGGUUCAAUGCGAUUCCAGCUGGUUGGGGUCCAGGUAGUCCUGUUUGGGAUGAUUUGGACACCAACAAUAAUCUUAUGUUGCCUUCAAAUCUUCCUUUUGGCAAUGAUUAUCAGCAGGAGUUUCAGAGUUCUGAGCCUCAGAAACAGCUAGACAAUCUUGGUUCAGCUUCAUCGUUUUGUCCCAUGAAGCCCUUCUUUUGGAAGGAUCAAGAUUAA